Messenger RNA from Vicia villosa (hairy vetch), 813 nucleotides. RefSeq names its product protein MAIN-LIKE 1-like. NCBI's taxonomy places the organism in Eukaryota, Viridiplantae, Streptophyta, Magnoliopsida, Fabales, Fabaceae. The transcript has 2 exons. Bases 1 to 813 code for a protein of 270 amino acids. The record is from RefSeq and is a predicted model, not a curated record.
AUGGCAUUUGUGGAGAGGUGGCAUCCAGAGACCUCGUCCUUUCAUAUUCCUCACGGUGAGAUUACCAUCACUUUGUACGAGAUUGCAUGCCUCAUGCAUCUACCUAUCAGGGGUAUCCUCCUUAGUCAUGGUAGGCUGACGAAUGAAGCGAUGGAGAUGCUGAUUGAGAAGCUAGAGGCUGAUCCUGCUGAUGCGCUUGAGGAGAUGGAGAGGACGCGCGGGGCGCACGUGAGGUUUCACACCUUGCAGCAGAUAUAUGAUGAGGAGCUUCUUGCAACACAUCAGGCUGCUGGUGACGAGGCUGAAGCUGAUAUACAUAGAGAGUGGGUGCUGAGAUGUUACUUACUAUAUUUAAUAGGCACUCAGCUCUUUGUAGACACGAGCUCGACGUACAUAGACGUCGUUUACCUGACGUACUUAUCGGAUAUCGCACGUGUCCACGAGUACAACUUGGGAGCGGCUAUACUGGCGUACACCUACCACAUACUCGGAAAGGGAAGCCUGUGGAAGGCAAGGACUGUGGUUGGAAGUUGUACCCUAUUAGUGGGAGAGGUGUCGGGUUACACUGAGGACAUGUCGCAUGCCAGAGUCUUCACCUCCCUCAGAGGGAACCAAAUGUCGAAUUCUUACAGGCGCUAUCUUGACUGCAUGGCUGCUGAGGACAUCCACUACGAAUGCUACGCUGACCAUUGUGAGAAGGUUCCGUUUGAUGAGAUCGCACUAUAUUCUGGAUGGUUGGCUUCCAGUUUGACCAUCAUUGUUCGUUAUCUUCCGGAGCGUGUCAUACGUCAUGACCCGCCGACAGCUAGAUGA